AUGACCCAAGACCAGAAACACGAGGCUCUUCAGCCCAUCCACCCCUCCAUGAAGGGCAAGCUCGACCCCGUUUUUGAGAAGCUCUACAACGAUAACGUUGCCAACACGCCGCUCAAGCCCAUUGACCUCUCUGUCUUGCGAUCAAAAUACUCAGUCCUCUAUUCUUAUGGCACUGGUCCUGCGCCAGAUGUUGCCCGUCAAUAUGAGACCCAAAUCACCACUCACGAGGGUGUCGCUCUGGACGUGAGGGUUUAUGAGCCCAAUACCACCGGGCCAUGGCCUGUCCAUAUCGACUACCAUGGUGGGGGUUGGGGUCUUGGUGAUCUCGACACGGAGAGUCAUAUCUGCAAGCACAUUUGCAAGCUGGCCGGAGUUGCUGUGAUAGACGUGGCAUACCGUCUCGUGCCGGAAAAUGCGUUUCCGUGUGGCGUCACAGACAGCUUCGCUGCCCUCAAGUACAUCUACGAGAAAGGUGCUGAGAGGUUCAAUAUCGACCCUACGAGCAUUUCUGUUGGCGGCGUGUCAGCUGGGGGGUUCAUUAGUCUGGCACUGGGACACAUGGCGCGCGAUGCAGGGAUUCCUCUCAAACUCAUCGCAGUCGGAACCCCGGUGGUUGACGAUUUGUCCCAGUACUCAUCUGCGUCCGACUCACCUUUUCCAUCCAUGCAGGAGAACGAACAUGCGCCAACGCUCAACUGGGGCCGCCUGACCUGGUUUGACAAGCUAAAAUGGAGCUCCCUCGGCUCGACCCCAGAACAAAUCGCAGAGAAGCGGCAACAAGUUCCUGAAAUGUUUGCCAACCUCUUCAAGGCUAAAGAUUUCACCAAUCUUCCGAAAACAGUUAUCUACACGGCUGGGGCUGACCCAUUGAGAGAUGAAGGUGAAGCAUAUGGAAUGAAGCUAAUAGAGCAUGGGAACGAGGUGACGAUCAAGCGGUUUCCUGGGGUGCCGCACCCAUUCAUGCACAUGGAUAAGGAUCUUUGGCAGGCAAAGGAUUUUAUACUGCAAACGGCUGCUGCUAUCCGGGUUGCACUGCAUGGGCUAUAA
Molecule: messenger RNA, 1047 nt
Organism: Fusarium keratoplasticum
Lineage: Eukaryota; Fungi; Ascomycota; Sordariomycetes; Hypocreales; Nectriaceae
Product: Abhydrolase-3 domain-containing protein
Exons: 1
Coding region: 1-1047 (348 amino acids)
Molecular function (GO): hydrolase activity
Source: RefSeq, a predicted model, not a curated record